GCCGGUCAACGACUCGGGUCGACCAGUGUCACAAAGAAGAGACGAAAACCGCUCCUGUUCUCGUCCGCGGCCGAUUUCGAUCCGAUUAACUCGAGUGCGUUGAGUCAGAAACAACAGCAUUUGUUCAAAUCGCUCAGAACUGCAUUUGCGGAUGCGAUUCAUCACCAGCCCCCACCGGCACCACCCACUCUAUUCAAACAACCUCCACCCGGAUCGCACACCGAAGGGAAAGAUGAUCUCGCAUUUGAUAAAGUGUUUCCCAUCUAUUCCACACAGGUCAAAGUUGUCCUUCAUGUGCACCCGUCCGUCAAGUCCAGUGGUUCCGAGACCCCACCAUGCCUGACAGUGGAUCGCCGUCGAAAGCAAGUCGGUCUGAUCGACCCUAACCUGUCCCAAACCAUCUCGGCCACACAGCGUCGGGCCGGAGUUGGGGCACCGAAGUUCUUCUCCCUGGAUGCGGUAUUCACCGAGGAAGAUUCGUUGGCGGAACUAUGCUCGUUCGCUUUGACAGACAUUGUACAAGCUGUGGUGAACGGUUGUGACGGAUGUCUCAUUUCUUUGGGAAGUGGAAACUCAUACAAACCGCACAUCAGCACCGCGGCAACCACCACCACCACCACCACCGCCACGAUCACCACCAUGAUCGGUGAAGACAAACGCGGUCCUAUCGGAUUUGGUCUGCUUCCGUGCGCCAUUGCCUGGUUAUUUCGCCUGAUCUCAGAACAGAAAGAACGCACUGGAGCUCGAUUCUCUGUCCGAGUUUCCGCGGUCGAACUAGUCGGUGAGGAUGAGUCGUUGCGUGAUCUGCUCACAAGUGCUGCUCAAGCUUCCGAUGCGGCCGGGGCAAACGCUCCCAGUGUAUAUCUUCGUGAGGAUCCCAUAUCUGGAAUGCAACUGGAAAACCAGAGCGAACUUCGAGCACCAACUGCCGAGAAGGCCGCCUUUUUCCUGGACUGUGCUCUGGCUGCACAAACACAUCAAACGUGCCCCGAGAUCUCCAGUGCAGAUAUCGACGAAUCCGGUCCCGGUGAAUCGGAACAGUCCGUUCCCCGUGCGGAAGUUCCGUCGCAUUUGUUUUUCACCCUACACGUUUACCAGUAUCGAGUAGAGAAAAGCGGAUGCGGUUCAGGAGUUGCCGGAGGCCGUAGUCGAUUGCACUUGAUUGAUUUGCAUAAUAGCCGAUUGGGUAAAGAACAGAACGUCACUGUGGAUGAUGCUCCUCAGACCGCGGAUGAUCACGGUCCAGUCGCGGGCAAACCAGAAGUCCAGGACACCCAGGCAAUCCCCAGACAAACCACGACAAACGCCCUCACUACAAGUGCUAUCCAGUCUGUCAUAUUGGCCCUGAUCAAUGGUCAACGUCAUCUGCCUCAUCGGGACAGCAAACUGACUCAGUUGUUGCGUGAGGCCAUGGGUAGUGUGACUUGUCAGACGUGUCUUGUGGUUCAGACCACGUCCAGUGCUGCUCAGCACGCGGAGACGUUGCAAAUGCUCCAGUUCACACACAAAGUACAGCGGUUGCGCCGACGUCGAGCCUUGGUUCCCAAGGGCUCCGCAAUUUCUCAGGCAUGGUGUCAUGACUACAAUGGACAGAACGUGCAACACAGUUUCAUCGGUACCAAUCCGAACAAUACCAGUUCCGAGGAUAGUUCCUCAUGUGACAGUUUUGCUCUGCGUCGAGCCACACGGCUCCGAAUGCACAUGGGUUUACGUGCCGCUGUCCGACGAUCCGGUCUGUCUAAAGGAAUCGGAUCCCGGCACAAACCUGGUGGGACUACAUCAUCCGAGUUGGACUAUACGUCGAGUAGCGAGCAGUCCUGUGACACUGUGAUCUUCCUUGGCCGACACAACGGAACGGAUACACAUUUGGGCGGUGCUCGAUCGUCCCGAACCAGAAUGGCUCAAAUUGUGAGUGGAUCGGUUCCUGAGGCACAGUCGGAUCACAGUGACAACGAGAAGCAAACGCAACAUGCCAGUGGCGUUGGAGGUGAUCAGAAAUCCACUGGCUCGGUGGAACAUCCAGAUCUCGCGGACAGCAAACCUCACACCGGUCGAACACAUCGUCGUGGAAGUGUACCGUCAGCGGAUAACAGUGGCCCUCGUGGGCCCGACGUGAAAAAGACUCUGCCUCGAACCAAUGCGCACGCAUGGCCCCGCGCUGCCGCUCGGAAUGCGGUUGAAAUCCUGAGCACACAGAAAGAACAAUGGAUUGACGGACCGAAGGCAAAUUUCAAACCGGUCAAAUCGAGCGAAAGCGGAACUGCGCAACCCGAACUCGCUGUGGAUCAGACAAAUCGACCGAAUAUGGUGGACAAGGUUUGUACAAACUGUUCAGUAUUAGCAUUGAAACAUUGUACUGCGUGUUACAAAUAG
Molecule: messenger RNA, 2373 nt
Organism: Echinostoma caproni
Lineage: Eukaryota; Metazoa; Platyhelminthes; Trematoda; Plagiorchiida; Echinostomatidae
Source: the annotation of a GenBank genome assembly